CGAGACGCCACAGUCGCAUCUAUGGAGCGCUCCUGCCGCCUGUUCUACUAUUGCAUGAAAUUAAAGUGUAAUAUGACAUAGAAGCAAGACGCCCUGGCACUUCAAAAGGAAAACAAACCUUGCAGUCUACACCUCAACACUCGCGACUUUCCAAGGAUACCGAAUUGAAACUUUUACAAGAUACCCCCCUCCUCCUCCCCGCACAUUACACACACACACACACACACACACCGUUCCUCCACUUUGUAUCCGUUCGUGUAAAAUUCCCUCAGAGCUUUGCUGCUCAUUUUACUCCGGCGGCUAGAUGGACGAGGAAGAAGCCGCAGAAAGGAUGCCUCCAGCCGGUGUCCGAACCCGGAAUCGCCCGCCGCAAGUGAUGCUGAACCAGAAAAAGAUCAAAGCGAGACGGAAAAAGCGAAAGGAGUUGGUUUUGAUCCAAAUAUGCUUGUUGGGAGGGAUGCUUCUCGUCGUCAAGGGCUUCUCCUACCUAGCAGAAAAUUCAGGUUAUGACACAUCCAGCCCCACUACGUAUGAUGAUGAGCGAUGGGGAGGCAGGAAGCUACUGCAGGAGGUGGACACAUUGGACAGUAAUAGCAGCAUGGAAGAGGACGAGGAAAAGAAAAACUGCACCGAACCAGCUUUGCACGAGUUCCCUACAGAUCUGUUUACCCACAGGGAGAGGACAGAAGGAGCUGUGGCCCUACACGUCCUGUGUGCCAUGUAUAUGUUCAUUGCCCUGGCCUUGGUUUGUGACGAUUACUUUGUCCCUUCGCUGGAGAAGAUAUGUGAGCGUCUUCAUCUCAGCGAGGAUGUAGCAGGGGCAACCUUUAUGGCAGCUGGAAGCUCCGCCCCUGAACUCUUCACCUCUGUCAUAGGGGUCUUCAUCACUAAAGGAGAUGUGGGUGUGGGGACCAUUGUGGGGUCAGCAGUCUUCAACAUCCUCUGCAUCAUCGGAGUGUGUGGAAUCUUUGCUGGCCAGGCUGUGAAGCUCUCCCAUUGGACACUACUCAGAGACUCCGCCUACUACACGCUCUCUAUCGCAGCCCUCAUUGCAUUUAUCUACGACGGGGAGGUUACGUGGUGGGAGUCUCUAGUUCUGAACGUGAUGUACCUCUUCUACAUUCUAAUCAUGAAGUUUAACGGCAGAGCGAGGCGCUACUUUGACCGACGGAAGAAGAGCUCCGUGAGUCUGGCCAACGGUCUGACGGGCAGCACUGACCUGGAGGACAACGUCACCUGUGACGCCACAGCCGUCCUGCUCAAGAAAGCUAACUUCCAGUGUAAGCCCAGUGUGCUGAUGGUGGAUGAGCUACUGUCAGCCUACCCCCACCAGCUGUCCUUCUCUGAGGCUGGCAUGAGGAUCAUGAUCACCAGUCACUUCUCCCCCAGGACACGAUUAACCAUGGCUUCACGCAUGCUCAUCAAUGAGAGACAGAGGGUGAUCAACACCAGUGAGACCAGAGUCAACCAACACAUCACCAACGGAGACUCAGACUCUGCAGCCGCCAGGGCUCCAGAGAGGCGGGGUCUGGAGAACGGCAGGACGGGCAGGGCUGAGACAGGGCUGAACGGGAGAUGCCUAGGUCAGGGGGUCCUGGAGUCGGGGAAUGAGACGGAAAACGAGAACGAGGAUAAUGAGAAUAAUGAGAACGACGGAGGAGAGGAGAAAGAGGACGAGAACGAAGGACCUCUGGUCCCUCACAGACCACCAGGUGUGUGAUCGUGUUAUAUGUCUAUAUUCUUUAUUCUAUGUUUUACAUAUUUCAAUUCACUGACGCUCAUUUUCUCUCUUCCAAUCCCCUUCUCUUUGUCUCUGUCUCUCUCUCUCUCUGUCUCUCUCUCUC
Messenger RNA from Oncorhynchus gorbuscha (pink salmon), 1844 nucleotides. Its product is annotated as sodium/potassium/calcium exchanger 3-like. Bases 305 to 1720 code for a protein of 471 amino acids. NCBI's taxonomy places the organism in Eukaryota, Metazoa, Chordata, Actinopteri, Salmoniformes, Salmonidae. The record is from RefSeq and is a predicted model, not a curated record. Gene Ontology annotation, molecular function: calcium channel activity; calcium, potassium:sodium antiporter activity. Gene Ontology annotation, cellular component: membrane. Gene Ontology annotation, biological process: intracellular calcium ion homeostasis; calcium ion transmembrane transport. The transcript has 12 exons.